Closterium sp. NIES-65 is the source of this 2367-nucleotide messenger RNA. Lineage: Eukaryota; Viridiplantae; Streptophyta; Zygnematophyceae; Desmidiales; Closteriaceae. The record is from the annotation of a GenBank genome assembly.
AUGUAUCCUGAUAACGUAGGGCCUGCUACCCUUGCGCGGUUUGCACUGUCUGCAGGAGUGCCCUUCCUGGAAGCUUCUGAUGCGCGGGUGGAGGUGGACGUGGACAGGCCUGACGUGGUGUCAGUGGCGGUGGUGCCCAGCCUACCAGGGCCUGACAUGUGGCAGCCAGCCAACAUGACUGUGGUGGUGAAGGUGUGUGUGCGUGUGCAUUUUGAGGGAGGGGGGGGGGGGGCACUGAGGGGCAUGGAAGUGGGAAACAAGGCACAGAGGUGCACCCGGUGCAGAGCAUCUCUCUUCAUGGCCGCCUCUCACUCACCACCCCUGCUUUCUGAGUUCCCCUCGUUUCCCUCUCUUUCCUCCUCACCCCCCUCAUCCCUCUCCCCGUCUCUUCCCCAUCCGACCGCCCUUCUCCCCCUCCAGGCGGUGCAGCAGGGCACAGCAGUGGUGCGCGUGAGGGUGCAGCCAGGGGCAGGGCGAGGGACACGUGGCAACCUGCCAUUGGUGGACUUCAUCACAGUGCAAGUGGGCGCAUACGUGUUCCCUCGGGAUCCCCUUGUCCCUCUGGGUGCCUCUCUCAACUUCUCCCUCUCACACCGCCACCACCAGCAAGCCAUGGGCGGCAGCAGGGGCGGCAGGUGGGAGAGUGGCAACAGCAGUGUGGUGGCGGUGGAUGGCCGCACGGGGGAGGCAAGGGCCGUGGGGGAGGGCACCACUGUCGUGAGCUUCAACGCAUCGCGCCUCACCUCAUACACGAGGGUCACAGUGCUGCCAGUGGCGUCGCUGCUCGUCUCCCUGCCGCCAUCCACGCCUCUCCUCUCCAACGCGCCUCCCCUCUCUGCUGUCGCCCGCCCCUUCCACUUCCCAGUCCAAUUCAGGGACUCCCAAGGCCGGGUCAUGGGGCGACCCGCACAGUCCCCAGACGUGCCCUUCUCAUGCCACGUGGUGCCUAGCAUGCUCGGCACGGCCUUGCCUCGCUUUGACACCGCCUUGAACUCCUACAUCUGCUCCUUCACCCCCGCCUCUCCCGCACGCAUCUUCUCCUCUCUCACUCAAUCCUCCUCCUCGUCAUCGUCAGCACCACCAGCAGCAGGGGGGGCGAAAUUGGGAGGAGUGAACAGAGACGGGGAGGGCAAUGGGGGAGGGGGAGUGGUGGUGGUGGUGGCGGCAGUGGUGGAGGCAGGGGCAGCGCAGGGUGUUCGCCCGGCUGUGAGAGGCCAGGCUGCUGUGCCGUUUGUGGGGGGCUUUGAUGUGCUGGGCGCAGGCGAGAUCUCUCUGUCUCGCGCCGCCAACGCCACCACCAUUCGCCUCGUUGGGAACACAAGCUCGGUGCAAGUGGCAUGGCGGCAAAGAUCCUCUGUGGUGGUCAGGAGGACAGGCCCAGUGUCAGGGCAGGGCGUGAAGGGAGGCAGGCAGAGCACGCGUGCUGCCAGUGCUCUCCGCAGCACCUCACCUGCUCCACAAGGGCUUGCAGCCUUGGCAGAAGAGACAGUGUUUGCCGUCCAGGUUGUGCUUGGGGACCAUGCAGACCACGCGCGGGCAUCCUUCGAAGAUGACAUCGUUUUCACUCAUCUCGGCACAGGGCAAAGGGAGACGGUGCACGUGACCUUCAAUGCAGCUGCUGCACCGUCCACCCUCGUUCCCCUCAACCUGCUGUGGCUCGCAGCACUCACCGCCCUCGUCGCCUCGGCCAUUCUCCUCCUCCUGCACCUCGUCAGCCCCGCCCAACCCUACAUCCCCCACCCACAGCCCCCUCCCUCGCCUCUCCCCACGCCGUCUCCUCAGCGCCCGGGGUCUGCAUUCCACACACCUGGUUCGAGUGCCUUCUCCCCGGUGUCGCCUUACAGCCAGAUGGGGUCGCCAAGUCCCGAGUAUGUGAGCUAUGCAGACACCUCACGACUCCCCACUGCCAAGCUCGCCGAUUUUGGAUUCGCAGUUCCCAUCCCCCCCGGACAUCGCGCGUGUGGCGUCGCGGGUUCGCCGUUCUACAUGGCGCCAGAAGUACUGACAGGCGAGUACGGGGUGGAGGCGGACGUGUGGUCGAUGGGCGUGGUGCUGUACGUGCUGCUGAGCGGCAGCCUGCCGUUUUGGGGCGCGGACGACAACGGCGUGUUCCGCGCCGUGCUGGAGGCCCCGCUGGACCUGACGAGCGGCGCGUGGGCGGGGGUGUCGGCGGAGGCCAAGGGGCUGCUCCGCUGCAUGCUGCACCGCGACCCGCGCCGACGCCCCUCCGCCGCCAAGCUGCUCUCCCACCCCUGGAUCCUCGUCCACGCCUUCGACGGCCGCGUCGUGCGCCGCGUCAUCGCCGCACCCGCGCUCCAGCAGAUCCGCAUGGGGGGGGGCGCUGCUGCUGUUCCGCUCUCCGCCUAG